GCUGUAGGACGGAGCAGACAGCCAGCGUCAGGACUGAAUAAUUGAUCUCUUUCUACCGGUCAGGAGGACGUUAGUGGGACGUUUCUCUCUCCAUCCCUCCAUGUGAUUCCCAUCACGGUGUGAACGGCAGCAGCUUCACCCUCCGCAAACCACCACCCCCCUCUACUCCUCGUCUUUCUCUCUACGCGUCUGUGUGUAAGUGAGUGUGUGUGUGUGUGCAGGAAGACGAAGCGGCAGGCAGGAGGAAGCACCAAGGACGUCCUUUUUCCAGCCCCGGGAGCCGGAGAUGCAAGGGACGAGCAGUUAGAUUAGCCUGCGCUGCUGUUGCCUGCUGCAGAAUAACUUCGUUCCUGAGGGUGCUGCAGCUGAGGCUCUGCUCUCUCAUCCUUGUUUGGUGUGUGAGGAGGAUUUCAGCCAGUCGCCGGACGGAGAUCUGGCUACAAAGGACUUCUACUUUUCCGUAACAAUUGAAUGUAACAUCGCUCGUUUAAGGAAGGCAGGGAAUUAAAAGCCAUCAACAUGAAUUUCGUUAUGAAACAAGCGUUGGGAGGGGCCACCAAAGACAUGGGCAAGAUGCUUGGUGGGGAAGAGGAGAAAGAUCCCGAUGCUCAGAAAAAAGAGGAAGAAAGGCAAGAGGCGCUGAGGCAACAGGAGGAGGAGAGGAAGGCCAAAUAUGCAAAAAUGGAAGCAGAGAGAGAAAACCUCCGACAGGGCAUCAGGGAUAAGUAUGGCAUCAAGAAGAAGGAGGAGAAGGAAGCCGAGGCAGCGGCCGCCAUGGAGCAGGCCUCCGAGGGCAGCCUCACCCGUCCGAAGAAGGCAGUUCCAACCGGCUGCGGCGACGAAGAGGAAGAGGAGAGCAUCGUGGAUACGGUCAUGAAAUUCAUCCCGACCCCGCUCAUGGAUAUGUUCAAUAAAAAGUAACAGUGUUUUGGGUGAAAUAUGAUAAACUUCUUACAAUGUCAUCUAACCAAGACUAAUGCCGUACCUUUCUUCACCCCCCUCUAACCCCUUCAACCCAACUUCUAAGUGUCAGCAACGUGCCAUGACUUUUCCCUUGAUUUAAAUUAUAUGAUCUCUGAUGGUGAUACGUACUUUUUAAUCUCUCAUACAGAGCAUUUUUCUUGAUAACCUGUGAUUAUAAACCUAUUUUAAAAGUAUGUAACACCUACACAGAUCUAAUGUUAUUAAUUCAAGGCAAAUCUUAUGCCAUGUUUUCAAAAUGUCAAGCACUUAGAAUUAGACCAGAUAUCACCCAUCAUCCACCCUUUUUGUUUGUAAAUAGCCUUGGGUUAUAAAAAUGAGAACUAUAUAGGAGUGAAAUGUGACAUAUAACAAGAUGACUAAGAGUAUAAGCCAUAUUUUUAACGUUUAAGAAAUUUUCCAAAUCAUAUCAAAAUUUGAUUGAAUUUUCCUGUUAUGUUAUUGCUAAUAUUUGAUACAUAUAGUGUAUAUAAAUACUUGCAUUUUUAUUAGUUCUCCGUUGUGAGGAUUCAACCCAUAAACUGUCCCUCAUGUUCUCACUGGUUUAUUGUGAAUGUGUAAUAUGAGCUCUGGUAGAGUCAAAACAACACCUGUAAAACCAGAAAGUGAAGGAAUUAAUUUGAGAUGAGACAGACUUUUUGUUUUGUUUACUUUUUUUUAAGCAUGCAGUAAACUUUUGUGAAGUGAAGUACCCAUAUGGAUACCAUUUCAUUUGUUAUGAUGAAGCGAAAUACAUUAAUAUUUGAGGCAAUAACUGGUUUUACAUUUUUUAUUUAAUUGACAUUGUCCACCAUGUACAGUAGGUGAAAACUGAGUUUGUGUCUGAAAUGUUUUUCCAUGGGGAAAACUAUAAAUUCUCUCUAUUAAGUUAAUUCACUCUUAUAAGUUCUCCAUGCAUAAAGUUUGUGUCAAAGCAGUUAGAUGAAAUUCUUAUAUAAAUCCACUUGCUAAACAUGUUUGUGGUUUGAACAUUCAGUUUUUAUGUCCUGUGACAGGUGUCACUCGCUCUGCUUUUGCAGUAGGACAUGUACAUUUUAGACCAGGCUAGUUAAUUUUGAUUUCUAUUCACAUUUCCAUCAAUUUUUUUGUAAAAAAAAAAAAAUUGAAACUUCACAAACACAACUAUGUUGUGAACACACUACAUGUGAACAGACAGUGACAAUAGUGCAAUAUAUUGUUCGACAUGAAGUUGUCCUGUGUCCGUUGGUUUAACUGAUGGGAGUGAAGUCUCAAAUCAGCAAUAACAGACAUCUUCAUUCUUGUGUGUUAAGACUUACUCUUUAAUGUGUUAGUCGAUGUUAAAGGCACAGAUGUGUCUGCAUAGUGACAGAUAUAGGUCAGAUAUAUUUCAUUAAAAAAGAGAAAAGGGGGAAGGUGGGACGAUUUGUUUCGUGUCGUAAAAAAUGUUCAGUCACAUGUUACAGAAGGAUGAGCACAACCAGGAUUUGUGUUCGAAACCACAAACCAAAAGGCAAAUCACUCUGCAGGUUUUCAGAGGCAGACAUUAACAAUACAUGCAGAGAAAUGUGAUGAAAUAAUGAGGGACGUUUUAAAAAGCCCUGAGCCCUGCAUGAAAGCUCCAUGACCGUACAACAGAAAACGUUUACAAAUUAGGCACAAAUUUAAAGGGGGGGAUAUGAUGGUAAAAUCAAAAUUUGUAUCUCCGUAUGUCUUGUAUUUAUAUUUUUCCUUCAUUCCACAGUGUCUUGUUAAAACAUUCCAGAUAUUUCAGACAUUCCACCAGACUUGACCUGGUAACGCUCGAACUUGGAUAUUUACAGUAGACCUCAGUCGAUGCCAUUGUUAGCCUACAAGUACUUCACAAUGAAAUUUGAUGUUGUUAUAACCCGAAAAUAGACACUAGAAUGAAUCGAAUAUACAUAUAAAGAUUCAUGACUUGACCGAGUAAAUGCAGUUAUUAUAUUUUCUGUUAUGUACAGGAAAAAAAAUCCCACAUGAAGUUUAGGGGUAUGCAUAAAUGUGCUAUUAGCAGAGAUCAGUUAAAUCUUGUGAUAAAGUUUUGCUAGAAAAUGUUUUUGUGAUUCACAUGUGCUCAGUGGCUGUAGGCGUAAUUAAGGUUUUCUAAACCAGCUUGUUUCCCACAUUGCCACUGUUUUUAUUGAGCUAGCUAAACAUGAAAUAACACUAAUUCUGAACUUGUGCAUUCCUGUGGCAUAGACGAGGGAAAUUUAGCUUUUAUCACCACUUUGUGAGCUCUGUAAUCAUGUUGAAUAUAUUUUUAAAAAACAUCCAAGGGCACAGUGUGGUAGGGUCACCUGUAGAGCAUACUUAUUGAACUUCCUGUGAUUUUAUUGUACUUGUAAACUGCCUUUGCCAGCCUCCGCUCAAUCAGUGUGUUAGCAGAUAGUUAGCAACCGAUAGUUGUUUACAGUCAUGGAACCAUGCAUCAACAACACUCAAAUCCAUUAUUAGAGUAGUUAUCCAAUCAAACCAAAGAAUAGUGCUGGUAGUAGUAGACUUCGACAAGAGAUUUCAUUCUAUUUAUUUACUGCAUAUCUUAUUUAUUUAGAAAUUCUCAGGUAUUUUACUUUUAAGUUGUAAUAGAAGUUUAAACCGUAACUAGCCUUCUCUUAGCAUGAUUAGCCUUCUCUGAUAAAAAUUUAACAAUUUCAUUGCCAGGGGCCUAGCACGCCUACACCAACUUUUUUUUAUGAAUGGCAUAUCUCUUGUUUGGCCCAAGAAUAUUCCAGAAAGCUACAAUUACUGCCCAGUCAACCCAUGCAUAGGACUUUCCCAACAACAAAAUCUUAGCAAACAUCAUCAGUGUGUGCAGUUCUUCAGGGUACCAGUGAACCUUUUCCAAACUGGUGUGCUCUGAAAUCAGAUCUGAAAUCUCAUCCAUCAACAUCCUCAUAAACCCAUUUAUCAUCAUCUUGUAAAUGCCAGUUGAUUGUGCUCUAAAUGGCUUAUAGACCACUGCCCAAACAAACUUCCCAAGUCAUGCAUAAUCAAUAUUUAGUCGUCCAGCAGACUCCAAUUCAGUUGGAAGUCACUCAUUUGUGCUGCUCAUACAGCCAUUAAUAUGAUUAAGAAACUGCCUGAACAAUAUUCCACUUGAAAAAAAUACUUACUCCUUUGAUGUAACUUGAACUCCUUUGAUGUGACUUGAAUGUAACUGUCUGAUGUUUCUCUCUCCUUGCAUCUGUCUUUCUCUGUUCUGUACGUGUUGAGAAGAUGCUUACUCUCGUGCAGUAUUUUUUCUUUCUCGUCUGUAGCCGGUCCUGUUUCUGUCCUCUGGUGGUUGGUAUUUUGAAAAAAAAAAAACAUGUUAAUUUGGUGCAUUCUUUUGUACUGCGAAAUCUUCUCACCCUUCUUCCUCCUUCUCGAUCUCCGAUCUCCCUAUUUGUUGACAAAAUGUAUGCAUGCUUAUUGUGUGCGAUGUAGGCAAGGUUGUUGAUAAAAUCGUUUUGUGUGUUCUCUGUGUUUCAAAGCUCCACCUGUUAGCCUCACUGCAUGCCAUUUUAGACAGAUAUUUCAGUCUGUAACUUUCCUGCAAAAAUGGAAUCACACACACUCUGAGAAUAAAGUGAUUUCAUAUAA
Messenger RNA from Siniperca chuatsi (mandarin fish), 4542 nucleotides. Its product is annotated as complexin-2-like. Gene Ontology annotation, molecular function: syntaxin binding. The transcript has 4 exons. Gene Ontology annotation, biological process: synaptic vesicle exocytosis; regulation of neurotransmitter secretion; neurotransmitter transport. Gene Ontology annotation, cellular component: SNARE complex; terminal bouton. The record is from RefSeq and is a predicted model, not a curated record. Bases 520 to 921 code for a protein of 133 amino acids. Lineage: Eukaryota; Metazoa; Chordata; Actinopteri; Centrarchiformes; Sinipercidae.